Messenger RNA from Erigeron canadensis, 1345 nucleotides. RefSeq lists its product as uncharacterized. NCBI's taxonomy places the organism in Eukaryota, Viridiplantae, Streptophyta, Magnoliopsida, Asterales, Asteraceae. The transcript is spliced from 10 exons. The coding region runs from base 561 to 1226 and encodes 221 amino acids. The record is from RefSeq and is a predicted model, not a curated record.
GCAAACUCAGACUUCCCUACGUAAUUCCUUAUCUCAGUUGUUCUCCAUCUUGAUUCCCCUAGGCUUCUAAUAGCUGUAUGAUCUUCAUCUAUCUAAUUCAAUUUCAAGGUGCGGAAAGAAUUCGGUAUCAGCAGGGGUGUGAAGACCGUGGUACUCAACUCUGGUGGACAAGGUUUAUAAGGUUUUGAAAGUUUGUUUAUCUUCAUCCUGCGCCCCUUUCUCCGUGCCCGUCCCACCCAGCGAUGGCGAGGAUGAAAAGUGGUGUGAAGAUGAACCAUCAUGGAAUGAUUAUGCAUAAUUAGUUUGGUCUGUUGUUUCAUUCCAUUGGAAGUAUUGAUCCUAAAAUUUCUGCUUGGUAUCAUUGGAAAUCAAAAGCAGGAGCCGGGAAGAGAUAUAGUAUAACCAGUAAACUCCGUUGCAUUUCACCCAGUGUCUGGUUGGUCCACAUCAGGGUUUAAAAUAUACCGUAAGAACGGUGAUAGUUUAAAGGUAAGAAGUAGAACUCCCCUGCUCCAAAAACCCUAUAAAAGCUGCUGCUCAAAAUCCUCCUUAAGUUCAGGAUGCCGAUGCAGAAAAGUAUUGCUGAUGAACUCUACUCCGACAUUCAAAGACCAAAACCAGAAUUUGGUCAAACAUCAAGUACCAAUGUUGAGCAAUCCCAUUCACUAGAUGGAGGGGAUGAAGAGUGGUGUGAAGAUGAAUCAUCAUGGAAUGGUUCAGAUAUCAAAUCUGAUUUAUCCUCAGACCUAGACAGGGAAUGGCAAAGAAGAAAAAACCAAUUCAACGCGAUUGGAUACCGUGAUGGCCUAAUAGCGGGAAAAGAAGCUUCAGCACAAAUAGGUUUCAAUGUUGGAUUCAAGGAAUCUGUAAUUUUUGGUUAUAAUUGGGGUCUUGUUAGAGGUGUUACAGGAGCUCUGGAUUGUGUUCCUGUUGAAUUAAGAGAGAGGGUCAUUGAAUCACAGGAAACAAGUACCAAGUUCCAUGACUUGUAUGAAUCUGUCGAUAAAUUGUCGACCGAAGAUGCACUAAAGUUGUUUGCUGAUGACCUCUCUAAAAGAAGGAUCACAGGUGGUGAUGAAGAAAGCAUUUUGCCUGGUGAAGAAAACAAAUUAGAGGGCAGUGUUCUACAUAGUUAUUAUGGACAACUUCAGUCUCUCAUCGUGGAGUCCCCUGCAAUUGAUCUUCAAUUAUGGGAUAAAACAAUCCAUGUUUCAUCAACAAACUAGGAUCUUUCACUUCCAUGAGGUAAUGUUUUUGAUGAAACAAAUAGCUGGUAACUAAUCGCUUUCUUUUUACUCCGCGAUCAUAUCUGUUGAUGAUGCAUGGUACUAUUUAUUUUCUUGUA